This is a messenger RNA of Austrofundulus limnaeus, 4154 nucleotides long. It is a transcript of the gene boc, whose product is annotated as BOC cell adhesion associated, oncogene regulated. Gene Ontology annotation, biological process: nervous system development; axon guidance; cell-cell adhesion. Gene Ontology annotation, cellular component: axon. Gene Ontology annotation, molecular function: protein binding. The record is from RefSeq and is a predicted model, not a curated record. NCBI's taxonomy places the organism in Eukaryota, Metazoa, Chordata, Actinopteri, Cyprinodontiformes, Rivulidae.
AAGAAGAAGAAAACGAAGAAGAAGAAGAAAAUGUCGGGUGGCAUCGCAGUAAAUUACUAAAGCAGCGAAGGCUUUAGCGACAGAAAGAGGAGGGAAAGAAGUGAAACGAGUGUCUGUUUUUUUGGGGGACUACGACCGAGAAGAGAGAGAAAAAGAGGUUGGAGUGAAGUGAGACGAAAAGUGCAGCAGUUUUUGGGGGUAGUGUAUGGAAAAUGUCUGGAAAGCAAAACUGGACUCUGUGGAGAAAGAGAAGGGUUCCAGCGUUGUGUACUCUGGGUGCAGUACUUCUCUGCUGCCUGCAGAGCGGCGCUUCAGCCACCGAUGAGGUGCCGGUGUUCACAGAGGAGCCUGCGUCCGUGGUGCAGAAGUUUGGAGGCAGCGUCUCGUUGCGCUGCAGCGUCCAGCCCGCCUCGGCCCAAGUCAGCUGGCGCCUCAAUGGCGAGCAGUUGACGGGCGGCGAUCACGGCGUGGUAGUGGGUCCCGGCAGCCUGUUCAUCCCUGCUCUGUCCAACCUGACUCUGGGCAGAUACCAGUGUGUGGCCAGCACCGGCGCUGGAGCUCUGGCAAGCGUUCCUGCUAACGUCACCGCUGCCAAGCUUCGGGACUUCGAGCCCGACGUUCAGCAGGAAAUUGAAGUGGACGAAGGCAACACGGCUGUGAUUGAAUGUCACCUCCCUGAGAGUCAGCCCAAAGCUCAGGUUCGCUACAGCGUCAAACAGGAAUGGCUGGAAACUUCCAAAGGAAACUACCUCAUCAUGCCGUCGGGGAACCUGCAGAUAGCCAACGCCACACGUGAAGACGAGGGGCCGUACAAGUGCGCGGCGUACAACCCUGUCACUCAGGAGGUCAAAACAUCCACGUCCACUGACCGUCUGCGCAUUCGCCGCUCCACCUCCGAAGCGGCCCGCAUCACCUACCCUCCGGCGCCCCGCUCCAUCAUGGUGACCAAAGGCCAGCGGCUGGUGCUGGAGUGCGUGGCCAGCGGCAUCCCCACGCCGCUGGUCACGUGGGCCAAAGAUGGCCAGGACCUGCGUUUCCACAACAACACGCACUUUUUGCUCAGCAACCUGCUGAUCGACGCGGUGAGCGAGGACGACUCCGGCACGUACAUCUGCAGAGCGGACAACGGCAUCGGCUCGGCCGGCUCUACCACCGUGCUGUACGACGUGCAAGUGUUUGAGCCUCCUCAGGUGAUCGUGGAGCUGCAGCAGCAGGAGGCCGUGUACGGAGAAACCGUACGCUUCACCUGUCAGGUCCGGGGGAAGCCCGCUCCCUCUGUGACGUGGCUCCACAAUGCUCAGCCCCUCGCACCGUCCGCACGCCACCGCCUCACCUCGCGGGGGCUGCGCGUCCUAAACGUGGGCCCGCAGGACGACGGCCUGUACCAGUGCAUGGCGGAGAACGGAGUGGGCAGCUCACAGGCCUCCGUUCGCCUCGUAACCGUAUCGACGGGGAUUUCACCUGGGAAGAGGCUGCCCUCCAUGUUUCGCCCCCUCAGCCCAGACCAGGUGCUGAAGGAGCAGCCUCCUGUAAGGCCCGGGGCUCCCAACGUCAAGCUGCCCUUCGACUGCUCUGACAUGCUGGGGCUGAUUCUGCCUGCAGAUGCCCCCAUUAUUCUGAGUCAGCCACGCACGGGCAAGGCUGACUCUUAUGAACUCACCUGGAGGCCUCGGCAUGAGCGAGGGUCCCCUGUGCUGGAAUAUACCAUCAAAUACAGAAAAGAAGGAGACCUUCUUGCAGACUGGACCAUCCGCACUAUCUCAGGCUCUCUGCACAAGCUGACUCUGACCAAACUGCAGCCAGACAGCCUGUACGAAGUGGAGAUGGCUGCCAAGAACUGUGCGGGUUUGGGACAGCCGGCCAUGAUGACCUUCAGAACUGGCAAAAGUCGCAAAGGACCCCAACACCCACAAAAACCUCCUGCUGUCCCUCCGUCGACACUGUCUCCUCCYGAGGCUCCUGAUAAGCCCACCGUCUCCUUGGCCACCGAGACAUCGGCGUACGUGACGUGGAUUCCUCGGGGCAACCGCGGCUUCCCCAUCCAGUCGUUCCGGGUGCAGUACAAGAAGGUGAAGAGGGCAGGGGAGGACUGGGUGACUGCGGUGGAGAACAUUCCUCCGUCAAGACUGUCUGUGGAAAUCACGGGCCUGGAGAAAGGCACGUCUUAUAAGUUUCGUGUGGCAGCUGUGAACGUGAUCGGUUCCAGUCCUCCCAGCGCUCCUUCGAAGGCCUACACUGUGGUGGGCGGGAGAACACACGAGCGUCCAGUCGAUGGACCCUACAUCACCUACAACGAGGCCAUCAACGAGACCACCAUCAUCCUGAAGUGGACGUACACCCCCGUAAACAACACGCCCAUCUAUGGUUUCUACAUCUACUACCGGCCGACAGACAGCGACAAUGACAGCGACUACAAGAAGGAUGUGGUGGAGGGAGACAGAUACUGGCACUCCAUCACGGACCUCCAACCGGAAACGGCCUACGACAUCAAGAUGCAGAGCUUCAACGAGAAGGGGGAGAGCGAGUAUGGCAACGUAGUGAUCCUCGAAACGAAACCUCGUCUCAGUUACCCCGGCACCGUGCCCACAGUGACCUCAGGUUCAGAGAACGUGAACGACAGGGUGCUCGUGCCCCGGCCCGGUGACCUCCCCUACCUCAUAGUUGGUGUCGUCCUGGGAGCCUUUGUCUUCAUCAUCGUCGCCUUCAUCCCCUUCUGCCUGUGGAGAGCUUGGGCCAAGCAGAAACAAACAUCAGACUUGUGUUUCCCCGCUGUGGCUGCGCCGGUGUCUUCAUGCCAGUACACGAUGGUCCCUCUUCAGGGACUUGCUCUGGUUGGACACUGUCCUCUGGACGGGCGUAUGACGGCUCCACACGGCGUGUACCCAGCUAACGGAGAAUACCUGCAGAAUGGCAAAGCUCACCACCCAAAGGAGUGUCUGCCAGGACUGCAGCAGGAUGAGGUGGACUGUGAGAUGGAGUGUGACACUCUUCUGCCUCAGACGAUGUCAAAUGGACAUCUGCCCGUCUACCACUACUCCACCAGUGGCGUUGAUCAUCACAAACAGAACUGCUGCUCUCCCGACGACGUCACCCUUCAGCUGCUGCCGUCUUCCUGUCAGCUCGUAGACUCGCGCGACGUCUGCAGCAACGCCAGGUCCUGCUGCGGAGACGAAGUGCAGGAAGUAACUCAGAGACCAGAACCUCUCUACCUUCUGUCUUUAGAGGACAAGAUUUUCACCACGUCGUCUUCAACGCCCGCAACACAACCGACUCGAGACUCGAUCCAGGAAGUGGACAUCCUCCCAGAUGAAGUGUCCCUCGAGGACGAAGGGUCGGCCCGCACUACAGACGCAUGAGAGACUCUUGAGUGAACAGAGGAAAACCAGAGAAAAUAUUUAUUUUUGUAUCAGAGAUAUUUAUAUAUUUAUGCUUUUGUAUAUAAGUGUCUGAGUUUACUGUAUAUAUGGUUGUUUUCAUAUUCAAGAGGACUUUUUAUUCACACGUCUGAUGGUUUUAUGUCAUGGAAAGGAGUCAAGGCACCCCGUUUUUAAAUUUUGACGUUCAUCCUCUGUUGUCAGCACUUCCCCCUCCACUCAUAAAACGUCCAUCUUUGGGGUUUUUGACACUUAGCUUUAUGCACAACAGAAACUAAAAGGAACUCUUUUCACCAAUCUCACGCUGUCACUACGAGGUGCUGUUACAUUCAAGAGAAAUGUGUCAUUUUGUGUAGCAGUAACAUAUUAUGCAUUGCUCAUCAUUAAACUAUUAACAAGUGUAUGCAACAUAAAUCAUUGUUUCAGUAGUGUACAAGAGAUUUUAUAUAUAAAUAUAAAAUGUACAGAUAUUUAUUUUUUUUUUAUCACUGAGUGGGAGAGAUUCUGGAAAAAAUAACUGUCAUCAAUAAGCUGAUCUUGUACUGCAGCCACUUGUGUGUUUACUCUUGUGCUGGUUACCAAAUGACUGCCAGUAGAGGGUGCUGUGACUGGUGUGUUAGUGUUAUUCCUCCGUUUCCUCACGUGCAAGAAGUAUUAAGACUUAUGUGAUCUAAAUGAAGGAGAUCCUGAAUCCACAAUUCCUUUAAAAUAAAAAGGUGCAGCCAUCCUGCUGCACAAGCUGGAGCACUAUUGCAUGUAAAUAAAACCUUAUAAAAUCUA